This is a messenger RNA of Limulus polyphemus (Atlantic horseshoe crab), 940 nucleotides long. RefSeq names its product peroxisomal membrane protein 11B-like. The coding region runs from base 125 to 874 and encodes 249 amino acids. The transcript is spliced from 3 exons. Gene Ontology annotation, cellular component: peroxisomal membrane. Gene Ontology annotation, biological process: peroxisome fission; regulation of peroxisome size. The record is from RefSeq and is a predicted model, not a curated record. Lineage: Eukaryota; Metazoa; Arthropoda; Merostomata; Xiphosura; Limulidae.
GUAGUGUACAUUUAACUUACUGUAAUACGUGACGUGAAAAUGAGCCAAAUUUUCCUGGUUGUAACUAGAUUUUCAUAACUUAAAAAGAAUCGUGUAUUUCUUCUAGAAGGAAAAAAUAAUUAAUAUGGCAUCAAAAUCAUCUAUGUCUUCAGAUAUAUUGGGAAAUUUAGUAAAGUUUAAUUCCCAAACCGCAGGGAGAGAGAAACUGUUGAGGUUAGUCCAGUAUGGUACAAGAAUGUUAUGGGCUUUGAUGGAAAAAUACUCUCAUGAAAAGGAAGUGGUUUUCAGAUUAAAGAACCUUGAGUACACCUUUAGCACAGCCAGAAAAUUGUUUCGAUUUGGUCGAAGCCUUGAUGUCUUCUACAGUGCGUUGUCAACUAUUAACAUUCCUGACCAGAUAUUGCGUAUAACCAUCACAUUUUCUCGUAUCAAUUUAGCACUAUACUUACUGGCAGAUCAUGUAUUAUGGCUUGGGCAAGCUGGAAUUGCUAAUGUCAGUAAGGAUAAGUGGUCCAAAUUGAGCAAUAGGUUUUGGUUAUAUUCUCUAGUUAUGAACUUGGUGCGAGAUAUGUACGAAAUUUUAACCUUAUUACAAAUCCAGGGCUCGCAAACUUGUGCUGUUUCUGUGUCUUCUGUUUUUCCUUAUGCCAGAAGUUCAUGGAGUGUUUUAUUACAAGCUCUUCUAAACUGGAUGAUUUACCACCGAUCAGUAACUGUUGAACUCAUAAAGAAUGGAUGUGAUUUUUGGAUUCCACUAACCAACUUAAAAAUUGUGAAAUUUUCACCGGCAACUGUAGGAAUUUUAGGAGUUUUAUCUUCACUUGCCGGGAUUUUACAGUUGAUUAAUGUAUCAUACAAGCUCUCACCAAGUUGAAAUUUUAUAUUUUACUUUUUUUUAAAUAUUUAUCAUUGAAAAGUACACAUUUUACUUUUGUUAAUU